Molecule: messenger RNA, 885 nt
Organism: Carlito syrichta (Philippine tarsier)
Lineage: Eukaryota; Metazoa; Chordata; Mammalia; Primates; Tarsiidae
Gene: RPP25L
Product: ribonuclease P/MRP subunit p25 like
Exons: 2
Coding region: 77-568 (163 amino acids)
Biological process (GO): tRNA 5'-leader removal
Cellular component (GO): ribonuclease MRP complex
Molecular function (GO): RNA binding
Source: RefSeq, a predicted model, not a curated record
CUCGCCAUUUUGGCUCCCGCUCGAGCUCGUGGCGUCCGCGUGGACAGCGAGAGUCACAGAGGAGACCGCAAGCAGGAUGGAGCACUACCGGAAAGCUGGAUCCGUAGAGCUCCCAGCACCUUCCCCAAUGCCCCAGCUACCUCCUGACACCCUGGAGAUGCGGGUCCGAGAUGGCAGCAAAAUUCGCAACCUGCUGGGACUGGCGCUGGGUCGAUUGGAGGGCGGCGGUGCCCGGCAUGUGGUGUUCUCAGGUUCUGGCAGGGCUGCGGGAAAGGCUGUCAGCUGCGCUGAGAUUGUCAAGCGCCGCGUCCCAGGUCUGCACCAGCUCACCAAACUGAGUUUCCUGCAGACUGAGGACAGCUGGGUCCCCACUUCACCUGACACAGGACUAGACCCCCUCACAGUGCGCCGCCACGUGCCUGCAGUGUGGGUGCUGCUCAGUCGGGACCCCUUGGACCCCAAUGAAUGUGGCUACCAACCUCCAGGGGCACCCCCUGGCCUGGGCUCCAUGCCUAGCUCCAGUUGUGGCCCCCGACCCCGACGAAGGGCUCGAGACACCCGGUCCUGAAGACCUGCUGAGCCAGGCUGUUCUCCAGACCUGAAUAUCUGGGAUGAUUGUGCCUUCUCCGAGAAGCCCUGUGACUGUUCAAUAGCCCUGUCAAGGCUUGAGUCCACAGAAGUGGGUCUCCCUGUUCUGCGUCCCCUUCCCUCUGGCAUGUGGGAACGGAUAGCUAUGAAGAGUGACAGGCGUAGGGUCUCUGUGGACUUCUGGAUUGCUAAAGAAAGGUUUAUUCUGCCUUCUACCUACCGUGUGUGUGAUCUACCUUCUGACAGAGGUCCAAGGAGGGAUUUAGACAAUAAAGUUUCUGCCCAUUUGUCUGAUGA